Molecule: messenger RNA, 723 nt
Organism: Blepharisma stoltei
Lineage: Eukaryota; Ciliophora; Heterotrichea; Heterotrichida; Blepharismidae
Source: the annotation of a GenBank genome assembly
AUGAGUCUAAAAUUUGCUGAAGCAUGUGCUGAGGCAAAAAAAUUGACUCUCACACAAGAUAUACAGCUACUUAUUUAUGGGCUUUAUAAGCAAGCUACAGCUGGAGACUGCAAUAUUCCUCCACCCUCAUCCAUGAUUGACUCAAUGAAAUAUCAAUCCUGGAUUAUGCAUCUUGGAAAAUCAAAAGAGCAAGCUGAAGCUGAGUACCAAAAAUUUAUUUUUUAAUUAAAAUCUAUAUAUAUUUUUUAAAAAAAAAAUAUUUUACUGUAUAUAUCUAUUAUACAAGCAUCAAAAAGUCAGGAAAACUGGGGAAAUAAAGUCAGCAAAUUUCAGCUAGAAGAGGAAGAAGAAGAAGCUCCUAGGGAUGAGCAUCAAGAAAAAGUCCAUAAAUUGUGUGAAGCCGUCAAAAAUGGAGAGCUUGAUAUAGAGCUACUCGAAGAACUUGGGGUGAACGUAAAAGAUUCUGAAGGUUUAGCACCGCUCCAUCACGCUGCCGAUGCAGAAAACUCAGAAAUUGUGUCCCAACUUUUAAAACUUGGGGCUGAUGUAAAUUUACAAGAUAAUUUAGGGAUGACACCUCUUCAUUAUGCUGCUGAGCUGAAUAAUCCUGAAAUUUUUACACUGCUAAUUUCAAUGCCUGGAAUAGAUUUAAGUUUACAAGAUUCAGAUGGAAAUACCGUAAGAGAAAUCGCCCAAAGCCCAUGCUGUGAUUUAUUACCUUAA